UGAAAUACAGUUCAGCUCCUCUAGUACUACCACUUCAGAGAGCCAAGAACCGUCUUCCGGGGAUCAAGCAGCGAGCGCGCUUCAGCAGCAGCUCCUACUGAUGGUGGCACGAAGGACCCUUUCAGAAAGCCCACGGCAACCCAGCCAGGACCCUGAGGAUUCUUCAUGUUCUUCAGCACAGCGGAAACUGAACAGGCAGUUUUACAGAUUUAUUAUAUUCCCUGGCAAAUGGAUUAAAGUCUGGUAUGAUCGGCUUACCUUGUUGGCAUUGUUAGACAGGACAGAAGACAUAAAGGAGAAUGUAUUUUCUGUCCUCCUAGUAGUUCUCGUUUCGCUUCUUGGAUUCCUGACUCUGAAUCAAGGCUUCUGUAAAGACAUUUGGGUUCUGUUGUUCUGUCUCGUGAUGGCCAGCUGCCAGUAUUCUCUCCUAAAGAGUGUUCAGCCUGAUCCUGCUUCACCAAUACAUGGGCACAAUAAAAUCAUAACCUACAGCAGACCUGUAUAUUUUUGUAUAUUGUGUGGCCUUAUUUUGCUGCUAGAUGCUGGAUCUAAAGACACAAAUCCUCCAGUUUAUACAAUGUAUGGCUUGAAGCUCUUUUCACCUAGAUCUCUCCAGUCAGCCAGAGACCAUGUAAUAGUGUUUUUAUAUUGCUUUCCUGCAAUUUCUCUUCUUGGUCUUUUCCCUCAAAUCAACACCUUCUGUAUAUAUCUUUUGGAGCAAAUAGACAUGUUGCUUUUUGGCGGUUCUGCUGCUGCUGGGUUCGUAUCUGCACUCUACAGCAUCUCCAGAAGCUUUGUGGUUCUGAUUGUCCUAUAUGCUUUCUGCUUCAGUGCAGUGAAGGAACCCUGGGAUGCACAACACAUUCCAGCGCUAUUCUCUGCUUUCUGUGGUCUGCUAGUUGCACUUUCUUAUCACCUCAGCAGACAAAGCAGUGACCCAUCUGUACUGAUGUCCCUGAUUCAAUGCAAAUAUGUCCCUCACUUUCUGCGUCAACAAUUUGAAGAUUCAUCAGCAGAUCCACUCCCAGAAAAGAUGAGAGAAUCAGUGAAGGAAGUCUUGAAGUCGGAUCUCAUUGUCUGCACAGUGGCUGCUGUUCUGUCAUUUGCUGUCAGUGCCAGUACUGUAUUCCUAUCAUUAAGGCCAUUUCUCAGCAUUGUCCUGUUUGCUUUAGCAUGGACUGUGGGAUUUGUAACACAUUACAUACUUCCUCAGCUUCGCAAGCAUCAUCCCUGGCUGUGGAUCUCCCACCCCAUACUUAAAAGCAAAGAGCACCAGCAACGGGAAGUGAGAGAUGCUGCUCAUUUGAUGUGGUUUGAAAGGCUCUAUGUGUGGCUUCAGUGCUUUGAGAAAUACAUUUUGUAUCCAGCUAUAAUACUGAAUGCCCUCACCAUUGAUGCUUUCUCAAUUAGUAAAUACAAGAAGCUUGGUACACAUUGUGAUAUUAUCCUGAUAACAGUUGCUGGGAUGAAACUCCUCCGCUCCUCAUUCUGUAAUCCUAUUAAUCAGUUUGUUACUUUGAGCUUUACUGUAAUCUUCUUCCGAUUUGACUACAGAGACAUUUCAGAAAAUUUCUUGCUGGAUUUCUUCAUGAUGUCCAUCGUGUUUCAUAAGCUGUGGGACCUACUGCAGAAGUUGCAGUUCAUCAUGACAUACAUUGCUCCCUGGCAGAUUGCCUGGGGAUCAUCGUUCCAUGUUUUUGCUCAGCUCUUUGCAAUACCUCAUUCCGCCAUGCUUUUUUUCCAAACUCUGGCCACUUCAGUCUUUUCUACACCACUGAGUCCAUUUCUUGGUAGUGUCAUCUUUAUCGCAUCAUACGCAAGACCGAUCAAGUUCUGGGAGAAAAACUACAACACCAAAAGAUCGGACCAUUCCAACACCAGACUGGCAAUUCAGAUCGAAAAGGAUGCAGGAAAUGAUGACAAUAAUCUCAACUCAAUUUUUUAUGAGCAUUUGACAAGAUCUCUGCAGGAGUCUCUUUGUGGAGAUUUGAUUCUGGGCCGCUGGGGAAACUACAACACAGGAGACUGUUUUAUUCUGGCAUCGGAUUAUUUAAAUGCCUUUGUGCACUUGAUCGAAAUUGGAAAUGGCCUUGUCACCUUUCAGCUCAGAGGGCUGGAAUUUCGAGGGACAUAUUGCCAGCAGAGAGAAGUGGAAGCUAUAACAGAAGGAGAUGAAGACAAUGAAGGCUGCUGCUGUUGUAAGCCUGGGCACUUGCCUCACCUGUUAUCAUGUAAUGCAGCCUUUAACCUCCGAUGGCUGACAUGGGAAAUAACACGAACCCAGUACAUCCUGGAAGGAUAUAGCAUCAUUGAUAACAACGCUGCAACAAUGCUGCAAGUGUUCGAUCUGCGGAGAAUACUUAUCAGAUACUAUAUAAAGAGUAUAAUAUACUUUACAGCAAGUUCUCCCAAAAUCCUUGACUGGAUAAAAGACGAAUCCAUCCAAAAGAUACUGCAGCCUUAUGCAAAGUGGCAUUAUAUUGAACGUGACCUUGCAAUGUUUAACAUCAACAUAGACGAAGAUUAUGUUCCAUGUCUCCAAGGAAUAACAAGAGCUAGUUUCUGCAGUGUUUAUCUGGACUGGAUUCAGUUCUGUGCUAGAAAAAGGGUGGAGGUAAGCUUGCUUUUUUUUUUUUUUCACCUGGACAGCGAUGAGGAUUCUCCUCUAGUUACGCUUUCCUUUGCCUUGUGUAUACUGGGUCGAAGAGCUUUGGGAACUGCAGCUCACAAUAUGGCCAUCAGCUUGGACUCUUUUCUUUAUGGGCUCCAUGCACUGUUCAAAGGAGACUUUCGGAUAGCAGCAAAAGAUGAGUGGGUCUUUGCAGACAUGGAUCUAUUGCACAAGGUUGUUGCCCCGGCAAUCCGAAUGUCUCUGAAGCUACACCAGGACCAGUUCACCUGCCCAGAUGAGUAUGAGGACCCAGCAGUUUUGUAUGAAGCAAUCCAAUCUUUUGAAGAAAAGGUUGUGAUUUGUCACGAAGGGGACCCAGCCUGGCGCAGCGCUGUACUUUCCAACAGAGAGGAGCUGCUAACCCUGAGACACGUGGUAGAUGAAGGAGCAGAUGAAUAUAAAGUUAUCAUGCUCCACAGAAGCUACUUGAGCUUCAAGGUCAUCAAGGUCAACAAGGAGUGCGUCAGAGGGCUUUGGGCUGGGCAGCAGCAGGAACUGAUUUUCUUACGCAAUCGUAACCCAGAGAGAGGAAGCAUCCAGAACAAUAAACAGGUCUUGCGGAACUUAAUUAAUUCUUCAUGUGAUCAGCCACUGGGAUAUCCAAUGUACGUUUCCCCUUUAACCACCUCGUACCUUGGGACACACAGUCAACUGAGGAACAUUUGGGGGGGACCUGUCAGUUUGGACAACAUUAAAAAGUGGUUCAGAUCCAAAUGGUUAAGAAUGCGGAAGGACUGCCAUGCAGCUCACCACGAGAGAGGGAACGUUGAAGAGGUGGAUAGUGGAGGGGGGUCUUCGUCUAGCAGCAAUUCCACAGGCAAUUCAAGCCAGAGCAGUAGCUCGCAGCCCACCAGAGAUGGAACCCCUCAGUUGCAAGCUUCAUCUCAAGAGGUCCACCAGCGUGCAGGCAGGAGAAAACCCAGGAGCCAGUCUGUCCAGGCACACACUGCUUUAAACCAAAGGCCCCCUGCUUCAAGUCACUCUGGACCCAUAGAAAGCCGCCAGCCUUUCAUCCAAACAUCUACAUCUGCCCAUGAAAUUGCCCAAAGGCUUUCUAGUAGUCAGCUGUCAUUCCACAACUCGGCAACAUCUGUGUUUUCCCAGUCCCCUGCUGUUCCUGCCGCUGGCCAGCUGACUGUGCAGGACCGAGCUGCAGCGAUGCUCAGGUCCAGUCUGGCCUCUUCCACCAGCUCAACUCUCAGCCUGCUGUUCGGCAAGAGAAGUUUUUCAAGUGCUUUGGUGAUUUCUGGGCUCUCAGCUGCAGACGGAGGUAACACCAGUGACACCCAGUCAUCCAGCAGUAUGAAUAUUGCCAUGGGUCCAUCUGCUAGAGCAGCAAGUCAAGCAACUCGGCAACUCACAGAGACCUGCGAAGCAACCGAUGCUACAGAACCUAGACCACGGCGAGAGGCAGGUCCAGCCCAUGCCAUAUUCAUGAGUCAGAACCUGGAGUGCAGAAGGGCCAGCCAAGAAGAUAUGGCCCUGGAAGACACCGCUUCUCAGCAAAGCCUGUCUGAGGAGCAGUAAGGAGUAUUCCUAGCGCAAGGGCCGUGCGCUGCUUAGAAUUAAAUAAAGACAGAGUUAGGUCAGGGAGCUGCACGUGGGUUUAGGUUCUUUCAAAUGUAAGAAGCAACCUCCAAAUGUUUAUUUUUCUAGCUUCUACACAGGAAUACUAUGGGACAGAUGUUCUUCAGCUAAAGACCUUGGCAUGGGUAGGGUUGGAAGAUGUCCUAAAAAACACACAGUGCCACUUCAUCUCAGGUUCUUGUAAAUCCUAGAACAAUGAAUACAACCUGUUUAACGUUCCUUCCCCUGGAACGGUUGGAAUCACAAUGAAUACAGUAGGAAA
This is a messenger RNA of Fulmarus glacialis (Northern fulmar), 4520 nucleotides long. RefSeq names its product pecanex-like 2 (Drosophila) (gene PCNX2). Gene Ontology annotation, cellular component: membrane. The transcript has 26 exons. The record is from RefSeq and is a predicted model, not a curated record. The annotation marks the transcript as partial. NCBI's taxonomy places the organism in Eukaryota, Metazoa, Chordata, Aves, Procellariiformes, Procellariidae.